AUGGGAAAAAGAAAGAGGGGAGUUCCAUCGCUGGAAGCCUCAAUUAAUGGUCCAGGACUACAUAGCACCAGUAAUUCUGAACCGGCUCAGGCACCUUCAAAGGAGGAAAAGAUCUCAGGGUCAUUGGACGAUGCCGUGGUUCGACCUAUCGUUGUGCAGAUAGCCAUUGGAACGUAUGAGAAGAUUCUACACGGCAUCACCGCUACAUUCACAUUAGCGGGUCAUGAAUCCGAAAAUGCGGCUGAGAAUGCGGAGUUUGCAGACACCUUCAUGCUCAAUGCCCACAGCUCAGCAAUCAGAUGUGUCGCAGUAUCGCCUGUACAUGUUGGCGGCGAUAGGGUCAUCCUUGCAAGUGGCGGCUCUGAUCAGGUCGUGAACCUAUAUUCUCUAGCAUCGACAUCAUCUCCAGAACUGCUAGAACAAGGUCGUUCUAAGCUCACAUUGGUAGGAUCAAAAGCUGUAGAGAACCCUCGAAAUAAGGAACUAGGAUCUUUGCAGAACCAUGCUGGUGGUGUCAAUGCUAUCAGCUUUCCUAAUCGGUCGAAAAUGCUGUCUGCCUCGGAUGACAGCACGAUAGCUGUAGCGAGGACGAAAGACUGGACGGUGUUAUCUUCAGUCAAGGCUCCUGUUCCGAAAGCGCAGGGGAGAGCCAGUGGAGAUACGGCUCCGCCUGGAGAUUUCCCAACCGGUAUAAACGACUUCGCAGUACACCCAAGCAUGAAGCUCAUGCUGAGCGUUGGAAAAGGAGAGAAAUGCUUGAGACUAUGGAAUCUCGUUACCGGUAAGAGGGCAGCAGUCCUCAAUUUUGAACGGCAAUAUCUACAACAAGUAGGGGAGACCAGAUAUACCACUGGUGAAGGCCGAAAGGUUAGAUGGAAUACUACUGGAGAGGAUUUUGUCGUUGGAUUUGACAGAGGCUGUAUCAUCUACGGCGUUGACUCAAAGCCCAAAAGCUGGAUGUUUCCAAGGACCAAGAUCCACCAACUCCGCUACAUAUCAUCGAAUUCGUCACAGGAGCAAGCCAAUGAUGUGUUAGCUGUGUCUACAGAAGACGGUCGAUUGCUGUUCUAUCAUCGAACUCAGAAAAUGGCUGACACUGCUGAAGACUCCCAAUCCAGUAUGGAUGACAAGCGAUGCGAGCCCUUUGCGCAACUUGGCGGUGCGACUGAGGGGCUUACAGGUCGCAUCAAAGAUUUUGUUGCAUUGACUUCGCCUGAUCCUCAAAUUCAGAUUCUUGUCACCGGUAGCAGUGAUGGUGCUAUUCGCAUUUGGUCUCUAAAAACAAGCGAGGUAUUCCAGCAGUAUGACUUGCAUUCCGCAGAAUUAAGAGGGAAACGGCUCGUCAAGCAAGUAGGCAAUCUACUUGGUACCUAUGAAGCUAGCAAUCGAAUCACCUGUCUAACGGCAUUCUUGAUGAAGUAG
Molecule: messenger RNA, 1422 nt
Organism: Bacidia gigantensis
Lineage: Eukaryota; Fungi; Ascomycota; Lecanoromycetes; Lecanorales; Ramalinaceae
Exons: 1
Coding region: 1-1422 (473 amino acids)
Molecular function (GO): protein binding
Source: RefSeq, a predicted model, not a curated record